Messenger RNA from Arachis ipaensis, 2144 nucleotides. Its product is annotated as Leucine-rich repeat protein kinase family protein. The record is from RefSeq and is a predicted model, not a curated record. Gene Ontology annotation, biological process: protein phosphorylation. NCBI's taxonomy places the organism in Eukaryota, Viridiplantae, Streptophyta, Magnoliopsida, Fabales, Fabaceae. Gene Ontology annotation, molecular function: ATP binding; protein binding; protein kinase activity.
GCAGUGGCUUGUUCCAAGGUGUUGCGUGCAAUGAGCACCGCAAAGUGGCCAACAUUUCCUUGCAGGGAAAGGGACUUUCAGGGUGGUUAUCUCCUUCUGUGGCUGAACUUAAAUGCUUGUCAGGUUUAUACCUUCAUUACAACAACCUUUCUGGUGAGAUACCCCCACAAAUUUCAAAUCUUACUGAACUUGUUGAUCUCUAUCUCGACGUGAAUAGUCUCUCCGGAACCAUACCUACUGAGAUCGGCAACAUGGCUAGUCUCCAAGUGGUGCAGUUAGGAGACAACCAAUUAGUGGGAAGUAUACCUAAACAGAUUGGCUCCUUGAAGCAGCUUAGUACUCUUGCAUUGCAAUAUAACAAAUUAAGUGGCGAAAUUCCACUAAGCUUGGGAAACUUGGAAAAGCUAAGCAGGCUGAAUUUGAGCUUUAACAACUUCACUGGUAUGAUUCCUGCAACAUUAGCUCAUCUUGAGCAACUCAAGGUUCUAGACAUUCAAAACAAUUCAAUAUCAGGGUUUGUUCCUUCAGGAUUGAAGAGACUGGGGGAUGGAUUCCAAGGUGCAAACAACCGAGGUCUAUGUGGAGUUGGGUUUUCUACUCUGAGAGCUUGCAACAAAGAUCAAGACAUGAAAGUUAACCAUAUUGAUGACUCAGACCAAGAUCUACCCAAAAAUGAUGAUACUGAAAACGCUCUUCCAGAGCCUGCAAAUGUGAAAUUGAAUUGUAACCAGACUCAUUGCUCAAAAUCAAGGAGGUUUCCUCAGGCUGUGAUCACAGCAGGUCUUGUGACAAUCACACUCACAUUCUUCAGCGUUGGAUUUCUUACUUUUGUCAAAUACCGACGGCAAAAGCAGAGGAUUAGGAAUACAUCAGACUCAUCUGAAGGGAAACUUAGUCCUUGCCAGCCUAAAGACUUCAUCAGGAAAAGUCCAUCUCCACUUGUUAACCUUGAGUACCACAAUGGGUGGGAUCCAUUGUCUAACCAAAAUCUAAACCAGGUUAGAUUUAAUGUGGAUGAGGUAGAGUCGGCAACGCUGUACUUUUCGGAAGCCAAUUUAUUGAGUAAGAGCAAAUUCUCAGCAGUUUAUAAGGGAGUACUCAGAGAUGGUUCUCUUGUGGCCAUUAGAAGCAUUAACUCGACAUGCUGCAAAACUGAGGAAGCUGAGUUUGUGAAGGGGCUGACCUUAGUAACCUCACUGAGACAUGAAAACCUUGUUAGGCUCAGAGGUUUCUGCUGUUCAAGAAGUAGAGGUGAAUGUUUCCUGAUCUAUGACUUUGCCACCAAGGGAAACCUGUCUCAAUAUCUUGAUAUGGAAGAUGGAAAUGGACAUGUGCUUGAAUGGUCCAAGAGGGUCUCCAUCAUCAAGGGCAUUGCAAAGGGUAUUGGAUAUUUGCACGGUGAUGAAGCAAGCAAACCUUCACUAGUACAUCAGAAUAUUUCAGUUGAAAAUGUUCUCCUUGACCAGCAGUUCAAUCCGUUGAUCAUGGAUGCUGGGCUCCCCAAGCUUCUUGCAGAUGACGUUGUUUUCUCAGCUCUGAAAGUAAGUGCCGCCAUGGGGUACCUGGCCCCUGAAUACGUUACUACAGGACGCUUCACUGAGAAGAGUGACAUCUAUGCAUUUGGUGUCAUUGUUCUUCAAGUUCUGUCUGGGAAGAAAACUGUAGGUGGUUCGAUACGGUUGGCAGUUGAGUCUCUAAGAUUUGAUGAUUUUGUUGACAGAAAUCUGAGGGGAAGAUACUCCAAACAUGAAGCAACAAUGCUUUCAAAGCUUGCAACUCUCUGCACCCAUGAGCUUCCUGACCAAAGGCCAACCAUGGUGGAUGUGAUUCAAGAGCUGAAUGUGUUUCCUGCUAAUUCAUGAUGAUCUACUACAUUUCUACCCCAAAGGGUAUCAGGAAAAAUUGAGGCGUUUCACAAUUUCUGGUUCCGUUCAUGGCUACUAUUUUCAUGAACAUAUGCAGUAUUUUUUUGUUAGUUAGCAACUGAAAUAACAAUGACCAAAUAUCUGUAAAUUUGAGUUGAUUCGUCUCCUGCUAUUUCAAACCAUUUGAGAUUGUUGAAUGAUAUUCUUCGAAUGUAAAACGAAUGGCUCCGAAGGUAAUAAUUAAUAUCAGCACAGCAUACAUCGUGAUUUAUUGUUGAA